AUGGCUUCAGACGAUGGGGUUGGCCCUCGAAAGAGACGGAAAAUUGGCUCUCUUGGCUCAGAGCCUUAUAUUUUGCGUUCAUUGUUUGAUGAUGUUCCACUGGCAACAGACGAAAGCUCGGACGUUCAUAUCACCACGGUCGAGUUCUGGGACGGAAAUUUGUAUGUAGGCACGUCUGCAGCUGAAGUUUUACAUUUUGUCUGCCUCCCACCGGCUUCCGACGAUGAACCAACCGAGUCAACCUUUAUACUCGCAUCCCGACUGCCUAUACCAUUCCAGAAUGAACCAACAGAUGACGUGGCCCCCGGAGUUCGACAGAUCGUUAUACUACCCUCCGUGAACAAAGCUUGUAUUCUCUGCAAUGGCAUGGUCACUUUCUACAUGCUCCCGGAGCUCAGCCCGGCGUUCGGAACUACCAAGGUCAAUCAUUGCCGCUGGAUCGGUGGCUUGGAUCUCAAUCAAGAUGCAAGCGAUGGUGAAGACCCAGUCCUCAUGAUAGCCAUUCAGAAUAGCAUCAUGCUCAUCAGAAUAGGAGAGGGAGCCCGACGAGUCAAGCAAAUCAAGUUCCCAGGCUGCUUGGUCGCGGCGCGCCGGGGCACCAUCGCCUGUGCAGCUGACACUCAAUCGUACUCCCUGUUAGAGGUCGAGCAUCAGCAAAAAAUCCCCUUGUUUCCCAUAUCGUCGUCGAGCGAGGUAUUUGAAACUGGAAUUGUCGAAGAUGCCUCGAAUACAGCACCAUUAUCGCCGCUGCGACGUUCGCCAUCUUCGUCAUAUCCCAGCUCUCCUCCCAUGGACACUCCCGCGCAUGGGCGAAGCAGCAGUCUGAAUGCAUUUGCAAGCAUGCUUCAGCCACAGGCUCGAUCGACCGGGCAUAACAGGUCACCAUCGGGCACACCGGAUCCUUUUACCUCCACAGGGAGUAUUCGCCGCUCAAGCUCUGAGGAGCGAAAUGAAGGCGAAGGUGGCCGCGAGCCGCAAAAGUCGGAGGGCGUGGAACAACAGCCUGCCCAGACUGCAGAUUCGGGCGAUUUCAAGCCACUUCCUGCGCUCCCACCUUUGGGACCGGCAAGGAAACCACUGCAGCCGCACGUGGUCUCGCCCACUCCCACCGAAUUUCUUUUGGUCACGGGAACAGAGGAGACAGAACCAGGAGUAGGUAUGUUCGUGGAUCUGGAUGGUGAGGUUGUUCGCGGUACCAUCAACUUUCAUCGAUUUCCAAAGUCUGUCGUGGUAGAUUCCGGUGAUGACGAUCAGGCGCUGCAGCUUAAUGAAGACUCAAAAGAAGAGUUCAUUUUGGCAAUAAUUGAAUCGGAAGGAAAUGAACAGAAGAAAUACACGCUCGAGAUCCAGAGGUGGGAUGCUGAUCCUGCUGAUAUCGAGCGCAAUAAGAAGUGGAUGGACAUACCUGGUGCACACGGCAGUAUACAGCACGCGCAAGUGGGCUUGAAACAUACUCUUACUCCUAGCAGUCUUGAAAAUGGCGAGGUCGGAGCCCUUCUGCAAAUGGUCCGCCUGAAAACACCCCUCCUUCCACCUUAUAUUGCGACAGUGGAUCCCCGAACGCAAGACUCGAUUGAACAACAGAAGACAGAAAAAGAGCUUUUCGAGUCACAGGAGUCGACGGACUCUGCCGGGACUAAGAAGUCAGCUGCUGCAUCAGGCGAACUCGAGUGGGAGACCCGAAAAAACGAGGAGGAAUCGAAGUUUGCUCGUGGAUUGGGCAAGCUACAGAGCAGCCUCGUUCUCUGGUCCGGCUCGCAAGUUUGGCGACUUUGCAAGAACCCAAUGGUUGUCCAAUUGGAAGAAACAUUACGCAAAGCUCAGCAGUCUGACGGGACAGGUCGCAUUACGUUGCAGAGAGACGCGGUCAUGGAGUUGAUGGUCCUAGUGCAAGACGUCGAGCCAAAGACAGAAGCCGAAUUCCUGGGUCUCGGCUAUGUGAAGCAGAAAGCCAGUCUGCUACUCUAUGGGGAUCUGCUAUCAAUGCGUUCUGAGCACCGUGCCGAUCCAACAAUCAGAAAUACUGAAAGAGCUCUCCUGACUGGCAAUCUCGAUCCCCGAAUUGCUCUGCUGUUCAUUCCUUUCCUCAGAGGCGAUGUGAUUCAAGGGCCGCAAGGCAUCUGGGUCCAGUCGGGCCUAUCGGCAACUAUUGAGCAGUAUUUGGACCAGACCGAGCAGCAGAGCCAUGAUCUGGGAAUACACAGCCCGAUGCUCAAUAUGUUGAAGCGCUUCUUGCUGUCAUGGCAACAAAAGAGGGGAUACGGUAGCAUCGCCGACGAAGAAUAUGUCUUCGAUAGCACCGACAGUGCUCUCCUUCAUCUAGUCCUUGAGCAGGAUGAAAACCUCAAUUCGCAGCAGCGGGCGGCAUCCACGCGCAGCGAACUCAACAAGCUAGUGGACAAUUGGAAAGGCAAUUUCGAGCGAGCAGUGUCUCUUCUGGAACAGUAUAAGCGACUAUACAUUCUGAGUCGGCUGUAUCAAAGCCGCAAGAUGUCUCGAAAUGUGCUGAAGACUUGGAGGAGGAUCAUCGAUGGAGAAGCGGAUGCAGGCGGCGAGGUUACAGGUGCUGGAGUGGAGGCGCAGAUGCGCAAGUAUCUCGUGAAAAUCAAAGAUGUUCAGCUGGUGGAAGAAUAUGGCUGUUGGCUCGCCGGGCAGAAUCCAUCACUGGGUAUACAGGUGUUUGCAGACAACUCCAGUCGCGUGACUUUUGAACCGGCAGAUGUCGUGGUGUUGCUGAAGGAGCGGGCUCCUCGCGCAGUGCAGGUGUAUCUCGAGCACCUGGUCUUCGCCAAAAAUUACACUCAAUAUGCCGACGACCUCAUUGCCUAUUAUCUCGACGAGGUUCUUUCUGUUCUCGAGUCGUCGUCGGAUGCCCGCGCUUCCCUUGCUGAAUCCUACUCAACAUACCGAGCGCUUCGUCCUCCCAAACCGACGUAUCUUAACUUUAUCAAGGAAAAUACGCCCGUUGAAGCCUGGUGGCAAUCCCGAUUGCGUCUACUUCAGCUUCUGAGUGGCACGUCGGGCACUCAAUUUUCCUCUACAGCAUUGCCCUUAGGGGUAACCUACUCCAUCCCCACGGUGCUGAAGCGCAUCGAACCAUUCCAGGAUGAGCUCGUUUCCGAAAGUAUCAUUCUCGACGGCCUGCAGGGACAUCACCGUGCCGCGCUUCGGCUCCUCACCCACGGACUCGGCGACUACGACUCCGCCAUUCGCUAUUGUCUUUUUGGCGGGCCACGCAGCGCAACAUCGUCCGGGGAGCCCCCCCGUAUUCAGGACCUCACAGACCGUAUUGAGCGCACAAGCGAUCUGCUCGCACGCUUUGGAGCCUGGUUUGACGUUCGUGAAGUAUUGGAACUGGUGCCGGAGGACUGGAGUGUGGAUAUCCUUGGCGGGUUCUUGGUCCAAGUCUUCCGCAAGAUGGUCUCGCAGUCUCGGGAGGCGCGCAUCCAACGGGCCUUGAGUGCCAGUCUCAACCUUCGGGUCGGUGUGGAAUACACUAAUCAGAUGGAAAAGGCAGGACCCUGGUUGGAGGAUGGGGAUGGAGUCCGACGAUUGAAAGAUGGCAGUGCUGUCGCGGCCACUGCUCCUUCCGCGGACGGUGUGCUUGUGCCUCCCGAAACCGAGGACAAUGACUUCGAUGAUGUAGUCGGCCCGACCUGA
Penicillium diatomitis is the source of this 3660-nucleotide messenger RNA. RefSeq lists its product as uncharacterized. Gene Ontology annotation, cellular component: fungal-type vacuole membrane; cytoplasm. Bases 1 to 3660 code for a protein of 1219 amino acids. Gene Ontology annotation, biological process: autophagy; vesicle-mediated transport; endosomal vesicle fusion. The transcript has 4 exons. The record is from RefSeq and is a predicted model, not a curated record. Lineage: Eukaryota; Fungi; Ascomycota; Eurotiomycetes; Eurotiales; Aspergillaceae.